Messenger RNA from Dibothriocephalus latus, 201 nucleotides. NCBI's taxonomy places the organism in Eukaryota, Metazoa, Platyhelminthes, Cestoda, Diphyllobothriidea, Diphyllobothriidae. The record is from the annotation of a GenBank genome assembly.
GGUGCUGCGCUGAACCACAACGUCAUCAGCUUCAGUGUGGCAAUCAAGCGUUGUUCGCAGAUCCUCCUCUACAAGGCCCACCUGUGUGUACAGGAACUGAACAGUGCACAGGAGGCGGUUGCUGCAGAACUGGAACGCCUGAGCGAGUCCUCGGAUGCGUGUAUAGCCGUACGUUGUGCUGUGGUGCAGUAUUUUUCUUAA